Molecule: messenger RNA, 2065 nt
Organism: Hordeum vulgare subsp. vulgare (domesticated barley)
Lineage: Eukaryota; Viridiplantae; Streptophyta; Magnoliopsida; Poales; Poaceae
Product: metal tolerance protein 1-like
Exons: 2
Coding region: 16-1731 (571 amino acids)
Biological process (GO): zinc ion transmembrane transport
Cellular component (GO): vacuole; plasma membrane
Molecular function (GO): zinc ion transmembrane transporter activity
Source: RefSeq, a predicted model, not a curated record
GCCCCGUUGCCACCAAUGGGCCAUCCACGGCGAGAGGGCUCGCCCACUCCAUUCCGCCUCGUGCGGUUCCCGGCUCACCCGCGGCGUCUCCGCGGCGAUUUUUUUCUUCUUUUCGUUUCCAGUUUCUGCCGCGGGUGGGUUUCAGUUACGGGGUUGGAUCGGGGCGGCUCGGGGUCAGAGGAGGAGGGAGGAAAAGGAAAAUCCGAAGGAUGCUACUACUACUGCUGCUGGUCUAUCUACCAUCCUGAUCGGAGGGAUUGGAUCGCGGGUCGCUGUCCCCGUGGCCCGUGCCGCGCAUGUUAUUUCCCUUGGUUUCUGCGUCGGGUCCUUGUGACUUCCGACGCGAUUCCAUUGGUCUGGGUGCGGUGGCCGAGUUCGUCGUCGGGGGCGUGCUCGCCUGGCCGCGAGCGGCGUGCCGCGGCGGGUCAAUCAAUCGCGCCGGCUCUGUUUGUCGGCCUCCUUCCCAUGGACAGCCAUAAUUCAUCACCGCCCCAUGUUCCGGAAGUAACCAUGGACAUCUCAUCCGUUUCUGGAGCAGCUGGGAACAAAGUUUGCAGAGGUGCUGCUUGCGACUUUUCUGAUGCCGGUAACACCUCGAAAGAUUCAAAGGAGAGGUCUGCAUCCAUGAAGAAGCUCCUAAUUGCUGUGAUCCUUUGUGUUAUAUUCAUGGCGGUUGAAGUGGUUGGAGGCAUCAAAGCAAACAGUCUUGCAAUCUUGACUGAUGCUGCCCAUCUCCUUUCGGAUGUUGCAGCAUUUGCCAUAUCUUUGUUCUCCCUAUGGGCAGCUGGUUGGGAAGCGACACCUCAGCAGUCAUAUGGAUUUUUCCGUAUAGAGAUUCUUGGGGCAUUGGUUUCCAUUCAGCUUAUAUGGCUCCUUGCUGGCAUACUUGUCUACGAAGCUAUUAUGAGGCUCCUCAAUGAAAGUGGAGAGGUACAGGGCUCCCUCAUGUUUGCUGUAUCAGCUUUUGGUUUGUUUGUUAACAUCAUAAUGGCAGUGUUGCUUGGUCAUGACCAUGGGCACGGUGGACAUGGGCACAGCCAUGGUCACGGCCAUGGACAUUCACAUGACCAUGAUCAUGGUAACUCAGAGGAUGACCAUUCCCAUCAUGGAGAUCAUGAGCAGGGCCAUGUACAUCACCAUGAGCACAGCCAUGGAACUUCUAUUACCGUUACGACUAAUAAUCACUCUCAUUCGAGCACUGGACAGCACCAGGAUGUUGAGCAACCAUUGAUUAAACAUGAUGGUGAUUGUGAGAGUGCCCAGCCUGGAGCCAAGCCUGCUAAGAAGCCUCGCCGGAACAUCAAUGUCCACAGUGCAUAUCUGCAUGUAAUUGGGGACUCCAUCCAGAGCAUUGGUGUAAUGAUUGGAGGGGCUCUCAUCUGGUACAAGCCCGAAUGGAAGAUUAUUGAUCUCAUAUGCACCCUCAUCUUCUCUGUGAUUGUACUGUUCACCACAAUCAAGAUGAUUCGGAACAUACUUGAAGUCCUUAUGGAGAGCACGCCCCGCGAGAUCGAUGCCACCAGGCUUGAGACUGGUCUCCGUGAGAUGGAAGGUGUGAUUGCUGUCCAUGAGCUGCACAUCUGGGCUAUCACAGUGGGGAAGGUGCUCUUGGCAUGCCAUGUGACGAUCACGCAGGAUGUGGAUGCUGAUAAAAUGCUUGACAAGGUCAUUGGGUACAUCAAGGCAGAGUACAACAUCAGUCAUGUGACCAUUCAGAUUGAGCGAGAGUAAGGCACAUGUCAGGUAGUUGGGGAUAAAGGCAUUAACGGUUUAUCAUCUUAAUGCGGUUAAUGUUAGCUUUGCACACGCAAAGGCGUUGCAGGUUCAUCUAGCUGUUGCCUUUGGUGCUGGAGAAAAUAUUAUAUGUACGCGUUUUCAUUAGCCCAUUAGUUUAAUGAACUAUUAAUCGGGUGAUGUAGUCGUUUGUAUUCUCACAUGGAUGCAAUUUCCAGACAAUUUUUGAGCCCCCUGUGAGUUUAUCAACCUGCAUGUGUAGUUUCAGCGGCACCCUUUCUUACCACUAUGUAAAUAUCUGCUAUGUAUGGAUGUUAUCAAGUUUCUGUUA